This is a messenger RNA of Yamadazyma tenuis ATCC 10573, 1785 nucleotides long. RefSeq lists its product as uncharacterized. NCBI's taxonomy places the organism in Eukaryota, Fungi, Ascomycota, Pichiomycetes, Serinales, Debaryomycetaceae. Gene Ontology annotation, biological process: carbohydrate metabolic process. The record is from RefSeq and is a predicted model, not a curated record.
AUGGCUAUGUAUGUGUAUGGCAAACGCAUCCGACCCGAGCGCUUGGCGGUGCUCGUGGUGGCAGCUGUGGUAUUCACGGUAUACUUAUACGUGUACAGCCUACCAAACAUUCUACCAGAGGUGGUGGAUGACAAAAAAUCACUGGUUGUGCUGUUACCCCGUCGUCAGGGCAUUGACAAUAUUGACCAACAAUUUCUUGAGUACAUGGACUCUAAAGUGACCAAAUGUCCCGACUAUACCAAAUACUCUGAGCUAUCACAUGAGCCUUUCUCCAAAGGACCCUUGAAGUACGCAUAUAUGAGACCUGCUCCCAAAUGUCGGACUUUUGUUUCGUCAGCUGUGGAGUACGUAAUUGAUGAUUUGAAGAAGAAAUUGAAAGACGAGGACUUGGGCCGGUUGGUGGAGAAUUGCUUACCGAACACGUUAGAUACCGCCAUUUUAUGGCAUGUUCCCACGGGAGAGAAAAACACAGCAAAACAGGUUCCAACACCCCAAACCUUUAUUGUGACAGGUGACAUCCAUGCCGAGUGGUUGAGAGAUUCCGCUCGUCAAAUGUCAGCGUACCAACCAUUUGUCAAGUACGACACAAAACUACAGGAGUUGAUUAAAGGUGCCAUCAACACCCAGCUGUUAUAUCUAUGGAACUCUCCGUAUUGCAAUGCAUUCCACCCACCAACAGGGUCUGGUAUUAAGAAAGGCAAUUCGGCUAUUGAUAAGGUGCAUCCUCGUCCCGAUUGGAGACAUGUAUUUGAGUGCAAAUACGAAUUGGACUCGUUGGCAUCGUUCUUGACGUUGUCCAAUGAAUACUACGCUAAUUCAGGUGACAUGUCUUUUGUGAACGACGCUUGGUUACAAGCAUACAAUCAAAUCCUCUCCGUGUUGAGAAGAGAGUCGUCGCCAACUUUUAACCAGCGAACGGGCCUGGUGUUACCAUUUUACUAUACCUUCCAAAGAGACACCAAUAUUGGAACUGAAACGUUACCAUUGGCAGGAACUGGAAACCCUGUUAACUAUGGUACCGGACUUAUCAGGUCAGCCUUCAGGCCUUCUGAUGAUGCCUGUAUUCUCCAGUUCUUCAUCCCGGCAAACAUGCACAUGUUAACAGAAUUGAAGACAUUAAGAACCCAAAUUUUGAACGAGAAAUUACAUGUGGAUUCUAAACUCGAUAUCAAUGCGAUGAUUGCUACAACAGAUACAGUUAUCAAGAAUGUCGAAAUUGGUAUAAAUCAGCACGGGAUUGUCGACCAUCCGAUAUUCGGCAAGGUUUAUGCUUAUGAGGUUGAUGGGUACGGAAGUUCGAUAUUCAUGGACGAUGCCAAUAUCCCAUCGUUAUUAGCUGCCCCAGAUAUGGGGUAUAUUGAACUAGAAAACAAAGUGUACCAAAACACCCGGAAAAUGCUUCUUUCCAAGAACGGGAACCCAUACUACUUAAAAGGAAGGUACUUUAGUGGAAUUGGAGGGCCGCAUAUCGGUAUUAACAAUGCUUGGCCAAUGUCUUUAUUGGUAGCCAUGCGUACCACCAAUGACGAUGAGGAGAUCUUGAGAGAUUUGAAGCUUGUUAUGGAAUCCACGGCAGGAUUAGGUUUGAUUCACGAGAGUGUACAAGUGAAUUCCAGGGGUGGUAAUGCUUAUACACGAAGUUGGUUUGCCUGGGGCAAUUCCGAGUUUGGAAAGACUAUUUUGCAUCUUGCGAAGCACAAGCCGCAUUUGAUAUUUAAGGAAGAGUACCACCAGCCUUACGACAUAGACAAGGUGUUGCAAGAGUUCCAAGCACAGCAGAAGUAA